Molecule: messenger RNA, 2205 nt
Organism: Haplochromis burtoni (Burton's mouthbrooder)
Lineage: Eukaryota; Metazoa; Chordata; Actinopteri; Cichliformes; Cichlidae
Gene: egln1a
Product: egl-9 family hypoxia-inducible factor 1a
Exons: 5
Coding region: 338-1405 (355 amino acids)
Biological process (GO): peptidyl-proline hydroxylation to 4-hydroxy-L-proline; cellular response to hypoxia
Cellular component (GO): nucleus; cytoplasm
Molecular function (GO): ferrous iron binding; L-ascorbic acid binding; peptidyl-proline 4-dioxygenase activity
Source: RefSeq, a predicted model, not a curated record
CCUUUGUGCUGACGUCAGAGCGGGCCGGUCCUCGAGCUGGGCUGGCUGAGCACACUCUGAGCGGCGACAUCCAUUACCCCGGGAAGGAGCAAAAAUGCCUCCCAAAGACCUCGACCCACCCCUAAAAGCUGGUCCAUGGGCGCACGUUGUCGUGUUAUUCCGCUGACACACGAGGAAGAAAAGGACAUGAGUGCGAUAAAAUGGCAGGGUUUUGAAUGUUUGGUUCCUCUGGGUAUCAGCGUGGCGUCGGCGGCGGGUCGUUUCCAAAGUUGUCGAUUAGCAGGGCGCGUGAAGGAUCGGUAUUAAAGGAGCAGUACGCCUCCCGUAUCCUCAAAACAUGGAGAAGCCGCAGAGCGAGCUGGACCGAGACCGACAGUACUGUGAACUUUGCGGGAGGUUUGAUAACCUUCUUAAGUGCGGUAGAUGCCGCAGCUCCUUCUACUGCAGCAAGGAGCACCAGAAGCAGGACUGGAAGAAACACAAGCUCAUUUGUAAGGAGGCGGACAAGCCGCAGCCGCCCGCACAGAAGCCCGAGCAGGCACCGCCGCCCGGGGACGACGAGGCGCCUGAGAAAUGUCGAGAAGAGCAAAGCUCCGAGCAAGCAGAUAUUGCAAACACAAAAGCACUGAGAAUUGAGGUGAGAGCUGGACAUGAUAUGUCCGACAGCACCGCCACACCUAACGGACAGAGCAGCUUAUCCCCGCAGAAACUUGCCAUGGAGUGCAUAGUGCCGUGCAUGAAUAAGCACGGCAUCUGUGUGGUGGACGGCUUUGUAGGAGCAGAGAUCGGGCUGGGCAUUCUUGAAAAUGUCAAGGCCCUGUACGAAACUGGCAAGUUCACAGACGGUCAACUGGUGAGUCAAAAGAGCGACUCCACUAAAGACAUCCGAGGGGAUAAAAUCACGUGGAUCGAUGGCAAGGAACCCCGCUGCGAGAGGAUCCAAUUUCUAAUGAAUCGCAUGGACGACCUGAUCAGACAUUGUAAUGGCAAACUGGGAAACUAUGCGAUAAAUGGAAGAACAAAGGCAAUGGUGGCAUGUUACCCCGGAAACGGGACAGGAUAUGUGCGCCAUGUGGAUAACCCUAACGGCGAUGGACGGUGUGUCACAUGCAUAUAUUACCUUAAUAGAGAUUGGAAUGCCAAGGAACAUGGAGGCCUUCUUCGAAUCUUCCCAGAGGGAAAGGCCCAGUUUGCCGACAUAGAGCCAAAAUUUGACCGUCUGCUUUUGUUCUGGUCGGACAGACGGAACCCUCACGAGGUUCAGCCCGCUUACGCCACAAGGUAUGCCAUCACUGUGUGGUAUUUUGACGCAGACGAGCGAGCCAGAGCUAAAGAAAAGUACUUAACAGGUGCGGGGGAUAAAGGAGUAAAGGUUGAUCUCAACAAAUCGUCAGAUCCCAGCUAGUGGCAUGCACAGUUCCCCUGCAAACAGCCAUUAAGUGCUCUGUCCUAAGAAUGUGGCCUAUAGUGAGCGUGCGAGUGUGUGUUUUAACUGCCAUAUAGCAGAUUUUAGUAUGAGUGGGUGGAAGAUCUGUGCUUAUGGAGAGAGAAAAAACAGACAAAAAUCUGGUGAUUUCUGUUCAUUUUCAGCCAACCUCUGCGACCCAGCGGAACUUGAAUGUCAUAACAUUGUACUGAAAGGGAUAGUAUGUUGUUUUUGCUCUAUUUUCUUUCACCUCUGGUGAAGGAAGCUUAUGUUACAACUGACAUUUUCAGCCAUUUGCUUUGAACAGGUAUUAAGCUCAGAGCAAGUCUUCAUCUUUUUUUUUCUUUUUUUUGCUGUUUAUUUCUUAAAGGUACAGUGUUCUGCAAAUUUGUCAUGUGUUAUGCUUUUCACAAUGAAUCAGCUGUUAUAAUAAGCUACUGUAUGUGCUUAUGUUUGCAGUCAUUUCAGAAAUGAUCUAAAAUUCAGAUUCCCGACAGAACGUCUUAGUUUAAGUUCUUCUGCAGCGCAGUAGAUGCUAAUGGAGGAUACAUGAACUCGCGCUGACUGAUCAUUUGUAUUUUCAGCGUCGCAAUGUGAAUAUGCGCAGAAAUGCAUCUUAAGGCUACCUGAAACGUGAUUUCUGAGUCAGUUUAUUUACGCAUACCAACCUUCCACACGCUGCAUGAGCAAAUAUUUUUAAAGCGUGUUUAAUUUGUUUUAAUCCAGCAUGUCUGGACUAAGCAGUAUUUGAACUCUCUAAGCAAGUGCAAGCCCCCCCC